AUGUAUGAGAUGUUAUUGUUAUGCAGUUUGAUAGCGAUCAAUGUCUGGCGCGGAACAAAGGUAAACGAUUCGUCCUAUCUUUGCAAGAUCGAGCUGGAGGUUGCCAAUCCAGAAUGUACAGAAAACAUUGAAAGAAGAAAACCUCAAAGCGAGAAAGAGAGAAACGCAUCACCUAGAUCAGUAACAAGCGAAGGUCAAAACCCCUGUGCUGGAUUAGGAUCAAGGUCUCAGAAACGAAAGUUUCGGUCUGAUGGGCAUCCUACCAUGUAUUUGGACUCGAAGACGACAUUGGAUUUGAUCCAAAUUCAAAGGGUACUAUAUCGCCCGUAG
Messenger RNA from Cylicocyclus nassatus, 330 nucleotides. The record is from the annotation of a GenBank genome assembly. NCBI's taxonomy places the organism in Eukaryota, Metazoa, Nematoda, Chromadorea, Rhabditida, Strongylidae.